Molecule: messenger RNA, 5735 nt
Organism: Drosophila rhopaloa
Lineage: Eukaryota; Metazoa; Arthropoda; Insecta; Diptera; Drosophilidae
Product: protein stoned-B
Biological process (GO): synaptic vesicle endocytosis; clathrin-dependent endocytosis; regulation of endocytosis
Cellular component (GO): synaptic vesicle; AP-2 adaptor complex
Molecular function (GO): clathrin-cargo adaptor activity
Source: RefSeq, a predicted model, not a curated record
AUGGCGAAUCCCUUCUUGAUGGACGACGACCUGGAUGGCUGCGAUAUGGCCGCCAAUCCGUUUCUCAUGCAAUCAGAGCCGGAACCUAGUACCGAUAAUCCCUUUGGAGCAGCGACUGGUGCCUCCAAUCCCUUUGCCUUUGGCGGAGACGAUCUCGAGGCGGAGGCGGAACCGGAGGCGGAGGCAGCCCGUGACAGCGAUCUCGACCCGGCGAUGAGUUUCUUUGGCACCACGAUCGAGGCGGAGGACGAUGCGCUGAGUCUGAAGUCCGGGGCCGAGGAGGAGGACGAGGGCGGGAAGAGGCCGCCGCAGCAGCCACACGCACACCCGCCCCCGCCACGCCCCCAGGCGCCACCGCAGAGCACCCAGGAUCUGAUCAGCACGGUGUCCAGUCAGCUGGAGGAGACCAGCUCGGAGCUGCUGGGCCGCAUCCCGGCCACCCGAUCCCCCAGUCCGGUCUCGAUGCGGGACCUGCACUCGCCGAGUCCCACUCCCGACUCCGGACUGGCCGACCUGCUGGACGUGUCGGUGGACAGCGGAUCGAGUGCCCACAUCCAGGGCAUGGAGGUGGACCUGAUGGGUGGUCUUGGCGGCGGCGGUGUUGUGCCCAUGGACAAUCCCUUUGCGGUGCCGACGGCGGUGCCGAACAUCCAGGCGGCAGCACCACUGCCCGCCACGCCGGUGAAGCAGCCGCCACGCCCACCGCCACCACGCCCCGCUCCGCCGCGUCCCACGCCGCCCGGCCAGGUGGCGCCACAACGACCACCGCCACCGGUGGCCGCGGCCGCUCCUCCUCCGCCCGAUUCGGAUGAUCUGCUGGACAUGUUCGGCACCACGGCGAGCAGGCCACCGAAGCCACCGCCACCCAAGUCCAAGGAGGACAUCCUGAGUCUCUUCGAGCAGCCCCAAGCACCGCCAGCACCCAAACCGGAUUUACUCCAUGACGAUCUGCCCGAGACGAGGCCGGAGGAGGGGCAGCCAGAGCGGGAGGACAAGGACAAGGAGAAGGACGAGGCGGAGGAGGAGAGGGAUGGGGAGGCGGAUGCGGAGGGCACGACCUCGCGGGAUGAGCCGGCGGCCACUGGAUUGGAGCGACAGGCGAAUCACAUGGCGGCCCCGCCGGAAACGGCCAGCAGACAGCGGGCACCCACGCCGGAUAUCGAGAUCACCACGGUGGAGGAUCUACCCCGAUCCGAUGACGAGGACGAGGAGGAGCCGGCGGUGAAGCGGGAACCGGAGCCGGAAGCGCAGCCGGAGGCAGAGCCACAAAUCGAACCGGAAGCGGAGCCCGAGAUCAUCUCCGAUCACAGUCCGCCAACGGAGUCCCUGGUGACCACCCAGGUGGGCCUCCCCGAGGACGAACCACUGGCCAGUGAGCCGGAACCGGAGCCGGAGCAAAUGGACACCGGACUGGACUUCCCCCUGGCCACCAGUGGCCUGGCCAGCGGCCAGCUGUCCGCCAAUCCCUUCGCCAGUCCCGAGGAGGAGGAGGAGCCGAGCUUCGCACCCGUGCCCGCCGUGGUGGCCAACAUCUUUGCCAUCGACGAUCCGGAGCCGGAGGUGGAGCCACCUCGGACGGAGGUGGCACCCAGCUACACGGCCAACAUCUUCGCCGCCGAGCCGGACGAAUUCGAUGCCUUCUCGGCGAAGUUCGACUCGGUAAAGAAGGACAACAUCAGCAUCCUGGACGGUUUCGGAGGAUCCGGAGCCAUAACGCCCACGGGCGGAGAUGCUUGGGGUGACAGUGCAUUCGGAUCGGCCACAAUCUCGGCGAAUGCCUUUGGCGACACCAACUCAGCGGACGAUGGAUUCGGCAACGAGGACGACGACUUCUAUGCAAUGCAGGCCCCGGCACGCGCCGACUCCGUGGAAUCGGUGGACAAGGAAUUCAGCGUGGUCAUCCGGCCGAAGGCGGAGGGCACUGGUGGAGUGGCCCCCCAGCUGGCGCCACCUCCUCCGCCGGCGCGGACUGCCGCCCAGGCACAGAGCACAUCGCCGCCCGGCUCAACGGUGAAUCCCUUCGAGGAUGUCAGUGGCUUCCCGGCUCCCGGGCAGCCGGCGCAGGCCGAUGGAACCGCCAUGAAGCGCACGGACUCACAGGACACGCCGCAGACGCCACUCUACGAUGAGGAUGUGUCGCAGCCGCUGGAGGAGUUCCCGCGACUGCAUUACAUGGGACCCGGCUGGGAGAUGCAGCUGCGGCAGCCCAACAAGAAGAAGAUCACCGGCCAGCGGUUCUGGAAGAAGAUCUUCGUCCGCCUGGUGGUGCAGAACGAUGUGCCGGUGGUGCAGUUGCUCAACCAGGCCGGCGACAAGCAGCCCUUCCAGGAGCUGCCGCUGCAGCCGUCCUACUCCGUAUCGGAGAUCGGGGCCCAGCAGUACGACCAGUUCGGGAAGAUAUUCACGAUGAAGCUGCAGUACAUAUUCUACAAGGAGCGACCCGGCGUGAGGCCCGGCCAGGUGACCAAGGCGGAGCGGAUCACCAACAAGCUGACCAAGUUCGCACAAUACGCCAUCGCUGGCGACUACGAGGGCGUCAAGGAGUUUGGCAGCGACCUCAAGAAGCUGGGCCUGCCCGUGGAGCAUGCGCCGCAGUCGUCGCAGCUCUUCAAGAUCGGAUCGAUGAACUACGAGGACAUGAAGCAGUUCUCCGUCUGCAUCGAGGAGGCCCUCUUCAAGCUGCCCGCCCUGCGCGAACGGGCAUUGACCUACAAAAUGGAGGAGGUGCAGGUGACCGCCGUGGAUGAGAUCACUGUGGAGCAGGACUUCGAGGGCAAGAUCCUCAAACAGAUCGCUCGGGUGCGACUCUUCUUCCUCGCCUUCCUCACCGGCAUGCCCACCAUCGAGCUGGGCGUGAACGAUAUGUGGCGGCAGGGGAAGGAGGUCGUCGGCCGGCACGACAUCAUCCCGGUGGCCACCGAGGAGUGGAUCCGGCUGGAGGCCGUUGAGUUCCACAGCGUGGUCAAUCAGCAGGAGUACGAGAGAACGCGUACCAUCAAAUUCCAACCGCCCGAUGCCAACUACAUUGAACUGCUGCGCUUCCGUGUGCGUCCGCCCAAGAAUCGCGAACUUCCGCUGCAGCUGAAGGCCACCUGGUGCGUCACCGGCAACAAGGUGGAGCUGCGGGCCGACAUCCUGGUGCCGGGCUUCACUUCCCGCAAGCUGGGCCAGAUCCCCUGCGAGGAUGUCUCGGUGCGCUUCCCCAUUCCCGAGUGCUGGAUCUACCUGUUCCGCGUGGAGAAGCACUUCAGAUAUGGUUCGGUCAAGUCGGCACAUCGGCGAACUGGCAAGAUCAAGGGAAUCGAGCGGAUCCUGGGAGCCGUGGACACGCUGCAGGAGUCGCUGAUCGAGGUCACCUCCGGACAGGCCAAGUACGAGCAUCAUCAUCGGGCCAUAGUGUGGCGAUGUCCGCGAUUGCCCAAGGAGGGUCAGGGUGCCUAUACCACACAUCAGCUGGUCUGCCGCAUGGCCCUCACCUCGUACGACCAGAUCCCCAGCGAACUGGCGCCAUACGCCUUCGUGGAGUUCACUAUGCCCGCCACGCAGGUCUCGCAUACCACCGUGCGCUCCGUGAGUGUCCAGGAUUCGGAUGCCGACGAGCCGCCGGAGAAGUACGUCCGCUACUUGGCACGGCACGAGUACAAGGUUGGCAUCGAGACCACGCACGGCGAGUCCACGAACGCGUAUCUGGCGGCAACGCGUCCCAUUCGCGAGGAGCCGCCCAGCACGGCCGCCAAGGUCACGGCCUCCCCGGUUCCGCCCAGCGACUCGGACUCGGACUCCAACUAAGCUGGGAUGGGGAACUCCUGACUUAAGGCUCCAAGCUCCCAACUACCAACUACCAACUAUAAACUCCCAACUGAAUUGAAAGACAGCGGCUUUCUGUAGAUAUUCCUCGUGCAUGGUUUACCCAAUCGUUCUUGUUAUAUACAUAUUAUACAAUACGCAUAGAUAUAUCUGACCCCUAAUAUAUGCAUAUAUAUUUUCGUGUGCGUCUGCCGCAAUUUUCCCCUCUAGCUUGUGCAGCGUGUUCAUCGCGUCGGGUUAGGUAAAGAUUAGUUGACAAUAAUGUUAAGUGCAGCAGCCGAAGAGUGCGAAGAUUACGAAGAUUACGAAGCAGACGAUGAGAGAUGAACACUGUGUAAAAAGCCAAAUGAACGAGGAUCGAGAUGAAGCUGAUGGAUCUGUGGAUCUGUGGACACGUCAACGGAGGAACCGAUAGCUAAGGCGUCCUAGGUAUCCUAAAUCCUGUAAGCCGCAUAGCCACAGCCAUAAUCACAUGACCUAACCUAGCCUAGCCUAAAAACAAAAAACAAAAACUUAUCUGCGUUACUUACUAGCCAUACGAUCACGUUAAAGUUAAUCGAUAUCAGACCAGAAUCGUACGUAAAGUCAACCCAUACAUAUGCAUAGGGAUAAUGGUUAUAUUCUCAAGUCAUAAACACAGACACACACACACGAAGCAUAUAUUUACUAUAACUGAUGUAAUCUGAAGUAAGCAGUAAGCCAGGGAAACGAAAAGCAAUUUCGCCAUACAUCGUUCUUAAUUCGAGGGCUCAAAUGCACAUAAGGUUAACCAAUACUGAAACGAGCUGCCAGCCUUACAUAAGGUUAACCAACACUGGGUCGAGUUUGUUGGCUUCGCAUAAUGUUAACCAAAAACUGGAACAAGCUGCCAGCUACACAUACGGUUAAUCAACACUGGAAUGUGCGACCCGCUUUGCGUGACGUUAAUCAACCCUGGACGGAGCUGCCAGGCUUACAUAAAGUUAACCAACACUGGCCAGACUGCAUACGUGGAAAGCGGAACUUGGUACUAUCCAUAGCCAUCAGAUACUUUUUAAGCUUUAUGUAUACCAUUGAUUUAACGAUAAAUUUAGAGAUGAAUUCAAAACUCCAAGCAAAAGCGAAAACUUAAACGGAAAUGCAUAUUCAAAUGUUAUUGUUGUGAAUCAAAUGAAAUUAUAUUCAAACUAAACUAAAAAGUAAAGGAAAAUCAUAUAGGCAAAUCAUCUUUGUUGAAGCAAAAAGUACAUUAAAGUAUAUGAGGAAAACAAAAAGCAAAACCUAACGUAAAACUAAACAAAGAUAUUCAAACUAUAUGCCAUACGUAUUGAUUGAUAACUGAUUGAUUGAGUUUACUAGCAAGAUUGCAUAAUAAUAGAUUUGUUAAUUGCGUGUUAAAUGAAUAUAUUCUAUGAUCCCAGCUUAACCACCUCCCAAAACGUUUGCCUCUGUUCGAUUUCUUAUCCCCUCAACUCAAAAUCCCUUACACUCUAAAUCCAUAUGCCAUGUCAGACAGCUAUAUACCUACUACGAACACUUCGAACGACUCUCAAUGGAAUCACGAUUUAUUGAUAAUAGAGAAUGUGUAUAUUGUACCCCUAAGAAAUGAAUCUUCAUUCAUAUAUUAUGUAUGUUACAUUAUUUACCUACGUUUAAUUCUACAUAUAUUAUAUAUCGUCUAUAGCAUAUGUAUUGUAUGUACAAUAAAAAAAGAAGAAAGCCCAUGCAAACAGACCGAUCGGUUGACAAAACACUCUCACAUGUUAUAUUUAUAUAUUAAUUAUACAAAUAUCGACGGCUCCGCCGCAAUAUAUUCCCCCGAUCCGAGUCGGACUGAGGGCAUAUACUGCGCCGGCACUGGUCGCUAUUAUACAAAUAUGCGGCGCAAGCUAAUGGUAUUAACCGAUCAACUAAAUACAAUAUAACUAAAUACAAAAAAAAGCAUUAUG